AUGGACCCCAGCUGCUCCUGUGCCACAGAUGGACCCUGCUCCUCUGCCAGCUCCUGCAAAUGCAAAGAGUACAAACGCACCCCCUGCAAGAAAAGCUACUGCUCCUGCUGCCCCAUGAGCUGUGUGAAGUGCUCCCAGGGCUGCAUCUGCAAAGAGGGUUUGGACAAGUGCAGCUGUUGUGCCUGA
This is a messenger RNA of Acomys russatus (golden spiny mouse), 186 nucleotides long. Its product is annotated as metallothionein-2-like. Bases 1 to 186 code for a protein of 61 amino acids. The record is from RefSeq and is a predicted model, not a curated record. The transcript has a single exon. Gene Ontology annotation, molecular function: metal ion binding. Lineage: Eukaryota; Metazoa; Chordata; Mammalia; Rodentia; Muridae.